Molecule: messenger RNA, 1875 nt
Organism: Loa loa (African eye worm)
Lineage: Eukaryota; Metazoa; Nematoda; Chromadorea; Rhabditida; Onchocercidae
Exons: 14
Coding region: 1-1875 (624 amino acids)
Source: RefSeq, a predicted model, not a curated record
AUGAACUACUAUUGGUUUGUGCUAUUACCGGCUGUGUUAGUAAAUUGCUACGGAAUGAAGUGUAAUGAUUUUGAUCAUAAAAAGAAGAAUGAUUCGCUUCCAAAAACUUUGGCUUUGAAAUCUAACUAUAAGGUAGUGGUUCGCCACACAAAUUGGAUUACGAACGUAACAAGUUUGAUCACCGAAAGCCGUACAACAGACCAAACUCAUAUUACAGUCUCAUCGCGUUCCACUGGUACAACUCAUUUCAUCCUCGGAAGCCGCAGUUACACCUAUAAUGAAACUUCUUGUACGGUUUUGCCAAGUGCUGCAGCAAUGCCGGCAGUGUAUUUACAGCCGCAGCUUGCUGAGAGCUUCAAUUUCACUGGUACAUCAAUGGCUGAAUUGAUCACUUCCCUUUUGCAUUACAAUUUCAACUACGGUCAUUUACAGAAUGAAACGGAAGUUGGUGGGAUUGAUGCAGUUUUAUGGCUUGGUUGUGGUAAAAUACACGGUAAAAUAAUGCAGUUAGAAGCAGCAUACGCAGGGGAACAUUCCCAGAAAUCGUAUUCCUCAGCUGUGAAAAAUCCUUAUAUUUUGUCUCUGCGAUUAUCUGCUUUUAACGCUACUAAUAAAAUGUUAAUUGGAUAUGAUUCUGCUGAGAUUACGCAACUUGAGAUGCUACCUGAUGAUUCACAAUUGAAAACAGAACUGCCCGAAGGAUUGUACUGCAAUGGUUUCCCGGAAGCCAAAAGACCAACCAUGUUCCCGAACCAGUUCGAGAUGUCCUUCGAUUACACCGAUGUUAACGGGAAAGUUAUCCACGACAUUGACGGAAGGAUACGCCUUUUCAUGGGAAACGCAACAAUUCCCGAAGGAGUGACAAACAUUCAUAUUGUUCACGAUUUUCAAUAUGGACUUCAGUAUUUGCUGGAUGGGGAAAAUAAUGUUUGUAAUUCUGUAUCAGCGAUCGAUGAAAAUUUUGGUGAUGUUCAAACGAUGAAUGCUUCAACGAAAGAAAUUGAGUUGAAGAAACCAACGCAGUUGUUCUUGAGCUCCAAUGAUUCGGUAUUCUAUUAUGCGGGGAAGCGAAUAGUUGAUAACAUACCACUGGAUGUUUAUGUCACGAAAAUCAGUAGUUCACCUACAACCUCAACAGUUAUUGAAAUGCUUUACACGACGGAAGAUUGGGUUGUGGAAACAGCUGUGGCACCUUUCCUUCAUUCAAUAGUCCAGUACCAUAAGAACGAAUCAGGCAGGGAAACGAAGACAAUAAUUCGCCUCCAUUCAUUCAAAAACGAUUCAGGAAGCGGAAUCCCGCCAACUUCACCUUCCAUUUAUCCGUGUCUUAAACUUGUUGAAGAUAGUUAUCUCUAUAUCAAUAUCAAGAAUACGACGCUCAAAGAUUUGGAAAGCUUUGGAAUUGGAAGAGUUCGAGAAGGUUUACGCGAAGCCGUGGCGCAUGUUGCUAAUAUUUCUGUGCUUCGAAUUGCUAAUUUCUUUUUUAAGCAAAUUCAAGAGAACGUUGUGGCAUUUUUCGUUAUUGGUGAGGCAUCUGGCGUUAAACCUGCAAAUACAUGGAAUAGAUCUAAUGAAACAAGUGCUGAAUCAGCCGUUAACUUACUGAAUGCGACACUGAAGGAAAAGGAUAUAAAAUUCCCUAUUUUUAUUGGUCAUCGUUUGGUGAUGCUCAGUCUUUCAAAAGCAAGUUUGGGCAUCAUCCCAUCAGUCUGGGCGCCGUUGCCAAUGCCCACAUUUCGUGGUUAUACAGGUGGUUCGAUGUUUGUUCUUGGUUUCUUCAUGCUUUUGCUUGGUGCAGCACUUGGUGUUGGUAUUGUAUACUUUAUUUGGAAGCGACAACGUUUUAGUGGUCUCGCUUACCAAGUAUUUGAGUAA